CACGCCGCGGCGAUCAUGGCCGCGCGGGCAGCAGCGGCGGCGGCGGCGCGGGCGCGGGCGGGCAGCGGCGAGCGGCGGGCGCCCCCCGGGCCGCGGCCGGCGCCCGGGGCCCGGGACCUGGAGGCGGGGGCGCGCGGCGCGGCGGCGGCUCCGGGACCCAUGCUGGGGGGCGGCGGCGACGGCGGCCUGAAUAAUGUACACCACCAUCCCCUGCACCCCCGUCACGAACUGAACAUGGCCCAUAGCGCGAGCGCCGCGGCCGCCGCCGCCAGCGCCAGCAGCGCCAAGAGCGGCGGCUCCGAGGCGGCACUCAAGGAGGGUGCAAGCGCCGCCGCGCUGUCCUCCUCCUCCGCGGCGGCGGCGGCGGCGGCGUCCUCUUCCUCCUCGUCGGGCCCGGGCUCGGCCAUGGAGACGGGGCUGCUCCCCAACCACAAACUGAAAGCCGUUGGCGAGGCCCCCGCCGCGCCGCCCCACCAGCAGCACCACCACCACCACCAUGCCCACCACCACCACCACCAUGCCCACCACCUCCACCACCACCACGCACUACAGCAGCAGCUAAACCAGUUCCAGCAGCAGCAGCAGCAGCAACAGCAGCAGCAGCAGCAGCAGCAGCAGCAACAUCCCAUUUCCAACAACAACAGCCUGGGCGGCGCGGGCGGCGGCGCGCCUCAGCCCGGCCCCGACAUGGAGCAGCCGCAACAUGGAGGCGCCAAGGACAGUGCCGCGGGCAGCCAGGCCGACCCCCCGGGCCAGCCUCUGCUGAGCAAGCCGGGCGACGAGGACGACGCGCCGCCCAAGAUGGGGGAGCCGGCGGGAGGCCGCUACGAGCACCCGGGCCUGGGCGCCCUGGGCGCGCAGCAGCCGCCGGUCGCCGUGCCCGGGGGCGGCGGCGGCGGCGGCGGCCCGGCGGCCGUCUCGGAGUUUAAUAAUUACUAUGGCAGCGCUGCCCCUGCUAGCGGCGGCCCCGGCGGCCGCGCUGGGCCUUGCUUUGAUCAACAUGGCGGACAACAAAGCCCCGGGAUGGGGAUGAUGCACUCCGCCUCAGCCGCCGCGGGUGCCCCCGGCAGCAUGGACCCCCUGCAGAACUCCCACGAAGGGUACCCCAACAGCCAGUACAACCAUUAUCCGGGCUACAGCCGGCCCGGCGCGGGCGGCGGCGGCGGCGGCGGCGGCGGCGGAGGAGGAGGCAGCGGAGGAGGAGGAGGAGGAGGAGGAGGAGGAGGAGGAGGAGCAGCAGCGGCAGCGGCAGCGGCAGCGGCAGCAGCAGGAGCGGGAGCUGUGGCGGCGGCGGCCGCGGCGGCGGCAGCAGCAGCAGGAGGCGGCGGCGGCGGCUAUGGGGGCUCGUCCUCGGGGUACGGGGUGCUGAGCUCCCCCCGGCAGCAGGGCGGCGGCAUGAUGAUGGGCCCCGGGGGCGGCGGGGCCGCGAGCCUCAGCAAGGCGGCCGCCGGCGCGGCGGCGGGGGGCUUCCAGCGCUUCGCCGGGCAGAACCAGCACCCGUCGGGGGCCACCCCGACCCUCAACCAGCUGCUCACCUCGCCCAGCCCCAUGAUGCGGAGCUACGGCGGCAGCUACCCCGACUACAGCAGCCCCAGCGCGCCGCCGCCGCCGCCGUCGCAGCCCCAGUCCCAGGCGGCGGCGGCGGGGGCGGCGGCGGGCGGCCAGCAGGCGGCCGCGGGCAUGGGCUUGGGCAAGGACCUGGGCGCCCAGUACGCCGCUGCCAGCCCGGCCUGGGCGGCCGCGCAACAAAGGAGUCACCCGGCGAUGAGCCCCGGCACCCCCGGACCGACCAUGGGCAGAUCCCAGGGGAGUCCAAUGGAUCCAAUGGUGAUGAAGAGACCUCAGUUGUAUGGGAUGGGCAGUAACCCUCACUCCCAGCCGCAGCAGAGCAGCCCGUACCCAGGAGGCUCCUACGGCCCCCCAGGCGCACAGCGGUACCCCCUUGGCAUGCAGGGCCGGGCCCCAGGGGCCCUGGGAGCCAUGCAGUACCCACAGCAGCAGAUGCCACCUCAGUAUGGACAGCAAGGUGUGAGUGGCUACUGCCAACAAGGCCAACAGCCAUAUUACAACCAGCAGCCCCAGCCCCCGCACCUCCCGCCCCAGGCGCAGUAUCUGCCAUCCCAGUCCCAGCAGAGGUACCAGCCGCAGCAGGACAUGUCUCAGGAAGGCUAUGGAACUAGAUCUCAACCUCCUCUGGCCCCAGGAAAGCCCAAUCAUGAAGACUUGAAUUUAAUACAACAAGAAAGACCAUCAAGUUUACCAGACCUGUCUGGCUCCAUUGAUGACCUCCCCACGGGAACAGAAGCAACCUUGAGCUCUGCAGUCAGCGCGUCUGGGUCCACAAGCAGCCAGGGGGACCAGAGCAACCCAGCCCAGUCGCCUUUCUCUCCACAUGCAUCUCCCCAUCUCUCCAGCAUCCCUGGGGGGCCGUCGCCUUCUCCUGUUGGCUCUCCUGUAGGAAGCAACCAGUCUCGAUCUGGCCCAAUUUCUCCUGCAAGUAUUCCAGGCAGUCAGAUGCCUCCUCAGCCACCGGGCAGCCAGUCAGAAUCCAGUUCCCAUCCUGCCUUGAGCCAGUCACCAAUGCCACAGGAAAGAGGUUUUAUGACAGGCACACAAAGAAACCCUCAGAUGUCUCAGUACGGACCGCAGCAGACAGGACCGUCCAUGUCACCUCAUCCUUCUCCUGGGGGCCAGGUGCACCCUGGAAUCAGUAGCUUUCAGCAGAGCAACUCCAGUGGGACUUACGGCCCGCAGAUGAGCCAGUAUGGACCCCAAGGUAACUACUCCAGACCCCCAACGUAUAGUGGGGUGCCCAGUGCAAGCUACAGUGGCCCAGGGCCUGGUAUGGGUAUCAGUGCCAACAGCCAGAUGCAUGGACAAGGGCCAAGCCAGCCAUGUGGUGCUAUGCCCCUGGGACGGAUGCCGGCAGCUGGGAUGCAGAACAGACCGUUUCCUGGAAACAUGAGCAGCGUGACCCCUGGCUCUCCUGGCAUGUCUCAGCAGGGUGGGCCGGGCAUGGGGCCGCCGAUGCCCACCGUGAACCGGAAGGCACAGGAGGCUGCUGCAGCCGUGAUGCAGGCUGCUGCAAACUCAGCACAAAGCAGGCAAGGCAGCUUUCCUGGCAUGAACCAGAGUGGACUUGUGGCUUCCAGCUCUCCCUACAGCCAACCCAUGAACAACAGCUCUGGCCUGAUGAACACACAGGCACCGCCUUACAGCAUGACGCCCACCAUGGUGAACAGCGCCACAGCAUCUAUGGGUCUUGCAGAUAUGAUGUCUCCUGGUGAAUCCAAACUGCCCAUGCCUCUCAAAGCAGAUGGCAAAGAAGAAGGCACUCCGCAGCCCGAGAGCAAGUCGAAGGAUAGCUACAGCUCUCAGGGUAUUUCUCAGCCCCCAACCCCAGGCAACCUGCCAGUCCCUUCCCCAAUGUCCCCCAGCUCUGCUAGCAUCUCCUCCUUUCAUGGAGAUGAGAGCGAUAGCAUUAGCAGCCCAGGCUGGCCAAAGACUCCAUCAAGCCCUAAGUCCAGCUCCUCCACCACCACUGGGGAGAAGAUCACGAAGGUGUACGAGCUGGGGAGCGAGCCAGAGCGGAAGCUGUGGGUGGACCGGUACCUGACAUUCAUGGAGGAGAGGGGCUCCCCUGUCUCCAGUCUGCCCGCAGUGGGCAAGAAGCCCCUGGACCUGUUCCGGCUCUAUGUCUGUGUCAAAGAGAUUGGAGGUUUGGCCCAGGUUAAUAAAAACAAGAAGUGGCGUGAGCUGGCAACCAACCUAAAUGUUGGCACUUCAAGCAGUGCGGCAAGCUCCCUGAAAAAGCAGUAUAUUCAGUACCUGUUUGCCUUCGAGUGCAAGAUAGAGCGAGGGGAGGAGCCCCCGCCGGAAGUCUUCAGCACCGGGGACACGAAGAAGCAGCCCAAGCUCCAGCCGCCAUCUCCUGCUAACUCAGGAUCCUUGCAAGGCCCACAGACCCCCCAGUCAACUGGCAGCAAUUCCAUGGCAGAGGUUCCUGGAGACCUGAAGCCACCCACCCCAGCCUCCACCCCUCAUGGACAGAUGACCCCAAUGCAAGGUGGAAGAAGCAGUACAAUCAGUGUGCACGACCCUUUCUCAGAUGUGAGUGAUUCAUCCUUUCCAAAACGGAACUCCAUGACUCCCAAUGCCCCAUACCAGCAGGGCAUGAGCAUGCCAGACAUGAUGGGCAGGAUGCCCUAUGAACCCAACAAGGACCCCUUUGGUGGAAUGAGAAAAGUGCCUGGAAGUAGCGAACCCUUUAUGACGCAAGGCCAGAUGCCCAACAGCAGCAUGCAGGACGUGUACAGCCAAAGUCCCGCAGGGCCAGUGUCCAAUCUGGGCAUGGGCCAGCGGCAGCAGUUUCCCUAUGGGGCCAGUUAUGACCGAAGGCAUGAACCUUACGGGCAGCAGUAUCCAGGCCAAGGUCCUCCGGCAGGACAGCCACCGUAUGGAGGACACCAGCCUGGCCUGUAUCCCCAGCAGCCGAAUUACAAACGCCACAUGGAUGGCAUGUACGGGCCUCCAGCCAAGCGCCACGAGGGAGACAUGUACAACAUGCAGUAUGGCAACCAGCAGCAAGAGAUGUACAACCAGUAUGGGAGCUCUUACUCUGGCCCGGACCGGAGGCCCAUCCAGGGGCAGUACCCGUACCCUUACAACAGAGAGAGAAUGCAGGGCCCAGGCCAGAUGCAGCCCCACGGAAUCCCGCCUCAGAUGCUGGGCGGCCCCAUGCAGUCGUCCUCCAGUGAAGGGCCGCAGCAGAACAUGUGGGCCGCGCGCAACGAUAUGCCUUACCCCUACCCGAACCGGCAAGGCCCCGGCGGCCCUGCACAGGCCCCCCCUUACCCAGGCAUGGGCCGCACGGAUGACUUGAUGGUACCUGAUCAGAGGAUCAAUCACGAGAGCCAGUGGCCUUCUCACGUCAGCCAGCGCCAGCCUUACAUGUCCUCUUCGGCCUCCAUGCAGCCCAUCACACGCCCACCUCAGUCAUCCUACCAGACGCCACCGUCACUGCCAAACCACAUCUCCAGGGCGCCCAGCCCGGCUUCCUUCCAGCGCUCCCUGGAGAACCGCAUGUCUCCAAGCAAGUCUCCCUUUCUGCCCACCAUGAAGAUGCAGAAGGUCAUGCCCACAGUCCCCGCAUCCCAGGUCGCCGGGCCGCCCCCUCAGCCACCCCCAAUCAGAAGGGAGAUCACCUUUCCUCCUGGCUCAGUGGAAGCAUCGCAGCCAGUCCUGAAGCAAAGGCGAAAGAUUACCUCAAAAGAUAUUGUUACCCCUGAGGCAUGGCGUGUGAUGAUGUCCCUUAAAUCAGGGCUUUUGGCUGAAAGUACUUGGGCUCUGGACACCAUCAACAUCCUUCUCUACGAUGACAGCACGGUUGCUACUUUCAAUCUCUCCCAGUUGUCUGGAUUUCUUGAACUUUUAGUAGAGUACUUUAGAAAAUGCCUGAUUGACAUUUUUGGAAUUCUCAUGGAGUAUGAAGUGGGAGACCCCAGCCAGAAAGCACUCGAUCACAAUGCAGUGAAGAGAGAUGACAGCCAGUCCUUGGCAGACGAUUCUGGGAAAGAGGAGGAAGACGCUGAGGGUCUCGAGGAGGAGGACGAGGAGGACGAGGAGGAGGAAGAUGGUGAAAAGGUAGAGUCAGAGGUGAAGAGCAGUGCCACCCUCACAGCCCCAGAUGCCACUGCAGCCCCGAAAGAGAAGCCCAGGCAGGCCAGUAAGUUUGACAAGCUGCCAAUAAAGAUUGUCAAGAAGAACAACCUGUUCGUCGUGGACCGCUCUGAUCGCUUGGGCCGCGUGCAGGAGUUCAGCAGCGGGCUUCUGCACUGGCAGCUGGGGGGCGGCGACACCACCGAGCACAUCCAGACUCACUUUGAGAGCAAGAUGGAGAUUCCUCCUCGCAGGCGCCCAGCUCCCCCUUUAAGCUCCACAGGUAGAAAGAAAGAGCCAGAAGGCAAAGGCGAUUCUGAAGAGCAGCCAGAGAAAAGCAUCAUAGCCACCAUCGACGACGUCCUGUCUGCUCGGCCAGGGGCCUUGCCCGAAGAAGCAAACCCUGGGCCCCAGACCGAGAGCAGCAAGUUUCCUUUUGGUAUACAGCAGGCCAAAAGCCACCGGAACAUCAGACUGCUGGAGGACGAGCCCAGGAGCCGGGACGAGACUCCACUGUGCACCAUCGCACACUGGCAGGACUCGCUGGCCAAGCGCUGCAUCUGCGUGUCCAACAUCGUGCGCAGCUUGUCUUUCGUGCCUGGCAAUGACGCCGAGAUGUCCAAACAUCCGGGCUUGGUGCUGAUCCUGGGGAAGCUGAUUCUUCUUCACCAUGAGCAUCCAGAGAGGAAGCGAGCGCCGCAGACCUACGAGAAGGAGGAGGACGAGGACAAGGGGGUGGCCUGCAGCAAAGAUGAGUGGUGGUGGGACUGCCUGGAGGUCUUGCGGGACAACACACUGGUCACAUUGGCCAACAUCUCGGGGCAGCUAGACUUGUCCGCUUACACGGAAAGCAUCUGCUUGCCGAUCCUGGAUGGCUUGCUGCACUGGAUGGUGUGCCCAUCUGCGGAGGCGCAAGACCCCUUUCCCACAGUGGGACCCAACUCGGUCCUGUCGCCUCAGAGACUUGUGCUGGAGACCCUCUGUAAGCUCAGCAUCCAGGACAAUAAUGUGGACCUGAUCUUGGCCACGCCUCCAUUUAGUCGUCAGGAGAAAUUCUAUGCUACGUUAGUUAGGUACGUUGGGGAUCGCAAAAACCCAGUCUGUCGAGAGAUGUCCAUGGCGCUUUUAUCGAACCUUGCCCAGGGGGAUGCGCUAGCCGCAAGGGCAAUAGCCGUGCAGAAGGGAAGCAUUGGGAACUUGAUAAGCUUCCUGGAGGACGGGGUCACAAUGGCGCAGUACCAGCAGAGCCAGCAUAACCUCAUACACAUGCAGCCCCCGCCUCUGGAACCACCUAGCGUAGACAUGAUGUGCAGGGCGGCCAAGGCUUUGCUGGCCAUGGCCAGAGUGGACGAGAACCGCUCGGAAUUCCUUUUGCACGAGGGUCGGUUGCUGGAUAUCUCAAUAUCAGCUGUCCUGAACUCUCUGGUUGCAUCUGUCAUCUGUGAUGUACUAUUUCAGAUUGGGCAGUUAUGACAUAGUGAGAAGGCAAGCAUGUGUGAGUGAAGAUUAGAGCGUCACAUAUAACUGGCUGUUUUCUGUUCUUGUUUAUCCAGCGUAGGAAGAAGGAAAAGAAAAUCUUUGCUCCUCUGCCCCAUUCACUAUUUACCAAUUGGGAAUUAAAUAAUUAAUUUGAACAGUUAUGAAAUUAAUAUUUGCUGUCUGUGUGUAUAAGUACAUCCUUUGGGGUUUUUUAUUUCUUUUUUUUUUUUUUUUAACCAAAGUUGCUGUCUCGUGCAUUCAAAGGUCAUGUUUUGUUUUUCACAGAUUCUCUUUUUAAUGUUCUUUUUUCCAUGUCGUAUUGCAUUUUUUGGGAAGCAAAUUGACUUUAAAGAAAAAAGUUUUGGCAAAAAAUGCUAAGAUGGGAAAAUUUCACCACACUGAGUCAAAAAGGUGAAAAAUUAUCAGUUUCCUAUGUGUUUUAUUCUUCCAAGAAUGAAAAAACUGCAUCCCAUCACCCAAAGCUCUGUGCAAUAGAAACUUCUAGAGAUAUAGGUAUAGGGGCUCAAGGAGGUGUGUCAGUCAGUAGUCAGAACUAUGAAUGAUACUGGUUUCUCCACGGGAAGAUGGUUACAUUAGGCUAGGAGCAAAAACAACGUCUUUUAAGUUAGGAUUGAAAAUACAUACCUGAUAGUGAUCAACGAAAUUGCUUCCUCACCACUACGCCGUGUCUGCUGUCUGUCGUUUGGCCCCCACAUGACAGUUCUUCACGAUUCCUUUAAUCAUUUUUUAAAUAUUUUUUUUACUGCCUAUGGGCUGUGAUGUAUAUAGAAGUUGUACAUUAAACAUACCCUCACUUUUUUCUUUUCUUUUUGUUUUUUUUUUGUUUUGG
This is a messenger RNA of Sciurus carolinensis (gray squirrel), 7987 nucleotides long. It is a transcript of the gene Arid1b, whose product is annotated as AT-rich interaction domain 1B. Gene Ontology annotation, cellular component: nBAF complex; nucleoplasm; SWI/SNF complex. Bases 16 to 7131 code for a protein of 2371 amino acids. The transcript is spliced from 20 exons. Gene Ontology annotation, molecular function: nucleosome binding; DNA binding. Lineage: Eukaryota; Metazoa; Chordata; Mammalia; Rodentia; Sciuridae. Gene Ontology annotation, biological process: chromatin remodeling; positive regulation of DNA-templated transcription; regulation of transcription by RNA polymerase II. The record is from RefSeq and is a predicted model, not a curated record.